Pediculus humanus corporis (human body louse) is the source of this 1134-nucleotide messenger RNA. RefSeq lists its product as uncharacterized. The record is from RefSeq and is a predicted model, not a curated record. The coding region runs from base 1 to 1134 and encodes 377 amino acids. The transcript has 2 exons. Lineage: Eukaryota; Metazoa; Arthropoda; Insecta; Psocodea; Pediculidae.
AUGUUGGAAACGAUUUUUUUAAAAAAUGAUAAUGACAUUGUUAAUAAAAAAGUUGAAAAACCAUCGGUGGUGACGUCAACAUUUUCAAUGGAAAAUUUAUUAAAUACAAAAAUCGUGGGUAAACAUUCGUCCGGUGAGAAAAAUUUAAUGUUUAAAAUAAAAAACGGUGAAAAUCCCCGUAAUAGAUCCCCGUUGGAUUCGGAUACGGAAGACGAUAAGAAAAAGCAAAAUAAUAACGAAGAACAAAACGAUUUUUAUUCGGAUAAUAAUUCAUCGAUAUCGCCGAAUAAUUUCGAAUCGAAUCACCGGAAAUCCGAUGAUAUAAACGGUAAAAAUUAUACGGAAAUUAAUUACGAUAGAUCCACGUCACCGGAUCCGGAAGAAAGUCAAAGUUCGGGUUUGCCACAUAAUUUAGAGAGUUCGCCGAAAAAUGAAGAUGACAAAAGGGAACCCUCCGAUUACACUCUACCACAAAAAUUAACCCCCCAUAAUAAUGAUAAUAAUUAUACGUCGCAUAAUUUAUUUAAACAUGAAAGUGUUUUCAGUCAAUUUUUUCGUAACGAAAAUUAUUUAACGACCGUUAAUAAUCGUAAUUAUUAUAAUAAUCAAAAUCUAUGUAAUACUUUCGAUUGUUAUCAAAAAACGUUACCGGUUUAUCGAGAUAAUCGUAAUUUUCACCGGAAUUGCAAUUCUAUUAAUUGUGGAACAUGUGAUAAUACGAAAAUACAAAGAUUGGACGGUUUCCUGUUGGGUAAGUGCAAAGGAGGAGGAGGACACCUCGAGAAAAAAGACGAAAAUUUAAUUAUUAAUUUAAAACAACAAAACAAAGGGAAAGAUGACGAGGAUGGUGGUGAUGACGUCGUCGUUAAAAAAUCACCGACGAAUCUUCAGAAAAAUCCCGCCGUGGAAAUCGAUCGUAAACCGGCUUUAAAAUUUAGUGUCAAUGCAAUACUCGGGAGGAUGGGGGAGGGGAAGGGAGACGCGCGUGAGAGAUUGAGGGUGGGUAAAAACGACGUGCUUCAAAGCAAGGUGUCGGAUACACCAGUUCACUCUCGUCGCCCCCGGUUACAUUUUCACACUCUCAACUCUCAAAUAUCUAAAACAUUUUCCCGGUUUCUACUGGGAGCUUUUUAG